GGUUGGUGGCAGUCUGGUAGAUACAUUUAAAAAUCAAAUCAAAAUCACACCAUUUUUCCUUCCUUGACAAAAACCAAACCAACACAACUCAUCAUCACUCUCAUCUCAAUUCUCCAAAAACACCAUGGCAAAACAAUCUAACACCUUAAUCCUUCUAAUCUUAACAACAACAACCUUAACCCUCUUCUCCGUCGUAACAGCAAAAGAAACCGUAUACGACCUCCUCCCAAAAUUCGGUCUCCCUAGCGGUCUCUUACCAAACUCCGUCACCGAUUACUCCCUCUCCGACGAUGGAAGAUUCGUCGUUCAUUUGUCAGAUACCUGUUACAUACAGUUCGAUUAUCUUGUUUAUUACGAAAAAACCAUUACUGGAAAAUUGAGCUAUGGGUCAAUUAGUGAUCUUAAGGGUAUUCAAGUUCAACGUGUUUUUAUUUGGUUUAAUGUUGAUGAAAUUAGGGUUGAUUUGCCUCCUUCCAAUAGUAUUUACUUUCAGGUUGGGAUUAUUAAUAAGAAGCUUAAUGUUGAUCAGUUUAAAACUGUUCAUUCUUGCCGCCGUAAUUCGCUUCGAUCUUCUCCUUGCCAACCUUCAUCGUCUCUGCUUCCUGCUCCACUGAAGGAAAUUCCUAUGCUUCUCACAGAGUAGAGGCAGUUUUAUACUGGUAUUGAAUGGCAUAAUGAAGAUAUCUUCAGCUGCACUUGUACCUCCAUUGCUAGCUAGGUUAUGAAGAGUCUGGACUCGCCAAUCAGAGUCUGGUCGAGUUAUAUUAUAUAUAUCCUCACGUGACUUUCAUGAACUUAUAUAUAUUAUGUACAUAUUUAAGUUCCAAGACUUCGAGUUCAUGUGUGCUUUCUGUUUCGUGUUAGAUUUAAAUGUGCUUUAUAAUGGAAAACAAAAUUGGAGUACCUUGUCUUGUUGUACCUAUGCCCCCCAAACUACCUCGACGUUUUUAAUCCAGAUGCUUCAAUUUCACUUUUUGCAGUCA
This is a messenger RNA of Medicago truncatula (barrel medic), 983 nucleotides long. RefSeq lists its product as uncharacterized. The record is from RefSeq and is a predicted model, not a curated record. The transcript is spliced from 2 exons. NCBI's taxonomy places the organism in Eukaryota, Viridiplantae, Streptophyta, Magnoliopsida, Fabales, Fabaceae. The coding region runs from base 125 to 643 and encodes 172 amino acids.